Ogataea haglerorum is the source of this 855-nucleotide messenger RNA. RefSeq lists its product as uncharacterized. Lineage: Eukaryota; Fungi; Ascomycota; Pichiomycetes; Pichiales; Pichiaceae. The coding region runs from base 1 to 855 and encodes 284 amino acids. The transcript has a single exon. The record is from RefSeq and is a predicted model, not a curated record.
AUGACACAACCAGAUUCCAACAACUUCCCUACUGGGAAGAGCGAGCAGCCCUCGUCGGCGCCAGAAGUGUACAUGUCAACACACUACGCCCCAGGAGAUCUUCCAAACAAUUACAAUCCUCCUGCUCUGAAUCAUGAUUCACCUCCAAAGGUUGGCAUCCCACCCAGUGAGAUACGCAAUCCUUUCUUACAGAACACAUCUGCGCAUCAGGGGACGUUCUAUGUAAUAUUUCUCCCCAUCGUAGCCGGUUUCGUGCUCGCGUUUUUGAUAGGUUCCGCUUAUCAUAGGUUUCGAGCCAAAAGUCAAGCUAAAGAUGCGAAUUCAACGGAGGAGUCCUUUGACUCAGAUUGUACAGAACCACUUGAUGAGGGAGGAGCAGUGCUUGAAUUUUUGAGAGACAGAUCCCGCCCUGUUGCAAACGAGAAGACCAAUCCUCGUUGUUCUAACUCCGGCACUACGUCGCUAGCCAAAAAUGAGAAAAUCUACUAUCAACCACUGGCGGAAAAGCAGGAGGUUACUACUCUCCAGCUGAGAAAGCUCGAGAUUUGUCCAAUCACCAGUCCACCUUUCACGCCUCCUCAGCGACCUCUGCGAACAAAAAAGGCAAUUAGUAGUAUUCUUCUGGAUGGAUUUAUUGAAACCGGGGAAAUUCCUGCCAUUGUCGAGCCCUUGGUUUCGAAUGGUACAAAAAAACAUAUCUCUGAUCUCCAUCUAUGUUACACAAAACCUUCUCCUUCUGAAGCCUCAAGGACAUUUCAAUCGAGCAACAGCUGCAGUGGGAGCCCUGAUCGGCAUUUACUUAACUCAAAAAGUCUUUCGAGGAGCGACAAGGGGGUGAGGAAUCCUUCGAAUUAA